UGAAAGGAACCCAUCUCCAUAUCUGCAAAGAGAAGAAGAACGAAAAUACAAGACACAUAUUAAGAUGGGAUAGUGUUUUUAAGGGGCUAACACUAAAUAUCAGAGUGAAUGAGAAGAGGAUUAUUUGGAGCUGCCAGUAACCGUAACUGCUUCACUAAGCCGCCACUCAUUUCCAGCUCCAUCUUCACUCUUCUCAAACCCUUCUGCGCCGUCGCGUCUUCCCCCGCCAGAUCUCUUCCUACUUCCGUCGCUUCCGCCGCCGCGAUGCCUGGUUCUGACUCGUCCAACCGGGAGUGGCCGGCGAAGCGCGUGAGGGACACUUUCUUUAAGUUCUUCGAAGAAAAGCGCCAUGUCUACUGGCGGUCCAGUCCCGUUGUUCCAUUCAAUGACCCUACCCUAUUGUUCGCCAACGCUGGUAUGAACCAGUUCAAGCCAAUAUUUUUGGGGACUGUGGAUCCCAACACUGCCUUGAGCAAGCUCACUCGUGCCUAUAAUACCCAAAAUCGUUUGGAGAUUACUUCAAAGAAGAAGCUAUUACUUGGGCAUGGGAACUUCUAACAAAAGUCUAUAAAUUACCAUCAGAUCGCAUUUAUGCUACAUAUUUUGGUGGUGACGAAAACGCUGGUCUUGCCCCUGAUAAUGAGGCUAGAGAUAUAUGGCUAAAGUUUUUGCCUCCUGGACGUGUGCUUCCUUUUGGCUGUAAAGACAAUUUCUGGGAGAUGGGUGAGACUGGUCCUUGUGGACCUUGCACCGAAGUACAUUUUGAUCGAAUUGGAAACCGUGAAGCUUCAUCAUUAGUUAAUAAUGAUGAUCCUACAUUAAUUGAGAUAUGGAACCUUGUCUUUAUUCAGUAUAAUAGGGAGGCCGAUGCUUCUCUUAAACCUCUUCCAGCAAAGCAUGUUGAUACCGGCUUGGGUUUUGAACGUUUGACAUCUGUACUACAAAACAAAAUGAGCAAUUAUGACACUGAUGUCUUCUUGCCAAUCUUUGAUGCUAUUCAGUUGGAAACUGGUGCUAGGCCAUAUUCUGGUAAGGUUGGGCCAGAUGAUGCAGAUAAAGUUGACAUGGCAUACAGGGUUGUUGCAGACCACAUCAGAACUCUAUCAUUUGCUAUUGCUGAUGGGUCUCGUCCUGGCAACGAUGGCCGGGAGUAUGUUCUUAGGCGUAUUCUCCGUCGUGCAGUUCGGUAUGGCCGUGAAGUUCUAAAAGCUAAGGAGGGGUUUUUUAACAGGCUUGUAAGUGUUGUGGUCAAGGUGAUGGGCGAUGUUUUCCCUGAGCUAAAACAACAGGAGGCACACAUCAGGGAUGUAAUUGAAGAGGAGGAGGAAAGUUUUGGCAGAACCUUAAUUAAGGGGAUUGAGAAAUUUAAUAAUGCUGUUCAACAUGUUCAGGACAAACAGCUGAGUGGAGAGGAAGCAUUUGUCCUCUGGGAUACAUAUGGGUUCCCAAUAGAUCUCACUAAGCUGAUGGCUGAAGAAAAAGGUUUAACUGUUGAUGAAGAUGGAUAUAAUAAGGCCUUGGAGGCUGCAAGAGAGCGAUCAAGGAAUGCUCAAGCAACGCAAGCAGGUGGUGCCAUUAUCAUGGAUGCUGAUGCUACCUCAAUGUUGCACAGAAGGGGCAUUGCUCCAACUGAUGAUAGCUUCAAAUAUGUUUGGUUCAAGGUGGUGAAAGCAAUAUACACUGGUUCCGAGUUUGUUGAAUCUGUUGAAACUGAUGGUGACAUUGGUGUCGUUCUUGAAUCUACAAGUUUCUAUGCUGAACAAGGUGGUCAGAUUUUCGACACUGGAUCACUGGAGGGUCCACAUGCAUCAUUCAAAGUUCACAACGUACAAGUAUUUGGAGGUUUUGUUCUCCACAUUGGUUCUAAUGGGAAUGGAAUCUCUGUUGGUGACAAAGUAGUAUGCAAGGUUGAUUAUGGUAGGCGUUCCCUUAUAGCCCCCAACCAUACCUGCACACACAUGUUAAACUUUGCUCUUAGGGAAGUACUUGGGGAUCAUGUUGACCAGAAAGGAUCCAUUGUUCUUCCUGAAAAAUUGAGAUUUGAUUUUUCUCAUGGCAAGCCUGUUGAUCCCGACAAUUUGAGGAAAAUCGAAUCAAUUGUUAAUGAGCAAAUUAGGGAUGAAUUAGAUGUCAAUGCAAAGGAGGCAACUCUUGCUGAAGCCAAGCGUAUUAAUGGCUUACGAGCUGUGUUUGGAGAAGUUUAUCCUGAUCCCGUAAGAGUUGUAUCAAUCGGAGAAAAAGUUGAGGAUCUCCUUGCCGACCCUGAAAAUAAAAAAUGGUUAUCUAUUUCAUCAGAAUUAUGUGGUGGCACCCAUAUAUCAAACACAAGAGAGGCCAAAGCUUUUGCUCUUUUAUCUGAGGAGGGAAUUGCAAAGGGAAUACGCAGAAUAACAGCUGUGACAACUGAUCGUGCUUCUGAUGCAAUAAGAGUUGCAGAUGAAUUUGAGCAGCACGUAGACAAUGCAGCCAAGUUAGAGGGAAGUUCACUGGAAGAGAAAGUUUUGUACCUGAAAAGCAAUGUGGAAACCUUAUCUAUUCCUGCAGCCAAGAAAGCUGACAUAAAGAACAAGAUAGUCCAACUUCAGGAUCGGGUGAGAAAAGCACAAAAGCAAAUUGCUGAAGAAAAUAAACGUAAAGCUGUGACGAUUACAGCUGAGAAGGCUGAACUUGCUGCAUCAGAUGGGAAAACAUUUUGCGUGUCCCAGGUUGAAGUUGGUCUGGAUGUAAACGCAGUACGUGAAGCAGUUACAAAAGUCAUGGAGCAGAAGGGUAUAUCUGUUAUGGUAUUUAGCACUGACAAGUCUACAAACAAGGCUGUAGUUUGUGCUGGCGUGCCGGAGAAAGGUGAUAAAGGCAAGCUGGAUGUUACAGAGUGGCUAACCAACGCUUUAGGGCCUCUGAAAGGGAGAUGCGGUAAAGGAAAAGGUGGUCUUGCAACAGGCCAGGGUACAGAUGCAUCACAUGUAAGUGAGGCUAUGGAUCUUGCAACAUCAUUUGCAUCAAUGAAAUUGACUUAAUGGUCAAUUGCAUUACUUUCUUGGUGUGAUCAAACUUGAUACAUUCCUUGAUCUGUCUGGAGGGAAGGCAUUGACAAUUAGAUCUUGAUUAAUAGAACACAUUUUAGUAAAAUAUUAUUUGGGUUGAUACAAAUGAGGAGUAAAAUUCAGUUUUUAUAUCUUCUCAAAUUACAAAUUCUCACACAGAAUAGCAGUUACUUGAUCUAAACGAGCAAUAUAUCAAAGAUUUUUUAAUGGUCAUUUAUUAUAAAAGCACUUGUAUAUCUUUGUUUUUGUUUCC
Arachis ipaensis is the source of this 3297-nucleotide messenger RNA. NCBI's taxonomy places the organism in Eukaryota, Viridiplantae, Streptophyta, Magnoliopsida, Fabales, Fabaceae. The record is from RefSeq and is a predicted model, not a curated record.